Messenger RNA from Plectropomus leopardus (leopard coralgrouper), 4347 nucleotides. RefSeq names its product palmitoyl-protein thioesterase 2b (gene ppt2b). Gene Ontology annotation, molecular function: thiolester hydrolase activity. Lineage: Eukaryota; Metazoa; Chordata; Actinopteri; Perciformes; Serranidae. The record is from RefSeq and is a predicted model, not a curated record. Gene Ontology annotation, cellular component: lysosome.
ACCAAAGCAAACCUCAGCAGCUGUUUUAGUGUUUACGUUGUUUAAUUAAUAUACCACACCGUUUGUGUAAAUUUAGGAUUUUUUAAGGGACUAAAGAGCGGAUUUUUUUUUGCACUGCAGCCUCUUAAAGGAGAUGAAGAUGAUAGCAAAUUAGCUAAACAACCGGAUUUUAUGUUUAUAUUUUAAUUUAAAGUUGUUUUUUUUUUUUUAAAUUUAGUUCACGUUUUAGUGUUUUUUAAUUGUUUCGAGUUACAAUGAAGGGCUUUCAUUCUGCUUUGUCGAGCCGGAGGAGGCGGAGGAGCAGCGGGGCGGCCGGGCUGCUGUACCCGCUGCUCGGUGCGUGUCUCUGGGCUGCGGUGGUCGGAUACAAGCCGGUGAUCAUCGUGCACGGUUUGUUCGACAGCUCAGGGGAUUUUAAAAACCUACAGCGGUUCAUCAACCAGUCUCAUCCUGGAACAAAUAUCACAAUCAUCGACUUGUUUGACAGAAGUGCCAGCCUGCAGCCCAUGUGGAAGCAGGUCGAGGGAUUCAAGGCAGCUAUCUACCCAAUAAUGCAAAACGCAGAAGACGGGGUCCAUUUUAUCUGCUACUCUCAAGGUGGGCUGGUCUGCAGAGGAAUCCUCUCCACGCUCCCGGACCACAAUGUCCAAUCUUUCAUCUCUUUGUCUUCACCUCAGGCCGGGCAGUAUGGAGACACAGACUACCUGAGGUACCUUUUCCCACAGUUUGUGAAGUCCAACCUCUUCCACCUCUGUUACACUUCAUUCGGUCAGAGGAUCUCCAUCUGCAACUACUGGAAUGACCCCCACCACAGAGACCUGUACGUGAACAGCAGUGAUUAUUUGGCUCUGCUCAACAGCGAGAGACCCAAUCCAAACUCGACAGAGUGGAAGAAGAACUUCCUAAAAAUCAAAAAGCUGGUGUUGAUCGGAGGACCAGACGAUGGAGUCAUCACUCCCUGGCAGUCGAGUCAGUUUGGAUUUUAUGACGACAAUGAGACUGUUGUCGAGAUGCAGCAUCAAGAUUUGUAUUUAAGAGACGUUUUCGGUCUGAAGACGUUGGCAGCUCGUGGAGAUCUGAUCCUCUGUUCUGUUCCCGGCGUCGAACACGUGUACUGGCACUCGAAUGAGACGGUGUUUCACCUGUGCAUGGAGAAGUGGCUGGUUUAAAAACAAAAGUCUUUAACAGCAUAAACACACACACACACACACACACACACACACACACACACACACACACAGGAAUACACAUCCUGCAGUUUUAUAAGCUCCUAAAAAACACUUAACCUGCAAAAUGACCAUUUGUAUAUCAGUUGCUCACUGCGGAUUAUCUUAAAUUUAUGAGGAAAAUUUCAUUUUUCUGGCAUUUUUCAACAGUGAACGAAUAAUCCAAAAAAAAGUUAAACAUGCUUGAUGAAUUUAGGUCAUAGGAAACCACUUUUAACAACAGCAAAACUAUAUCAAAAAAUCUUUAUACAAACUCUCACACAACCUGUGCAGCAUAAUCCAAGUCUAAUUUAUGCAGUCGAAUGCUCAUCACUUCCCAAACAAAUGCAUAGCCGCUUGAGCAGCGUUCAAACUCACAUGCUUGUCCAGGCACGUUAUUUGUCCAUGCAUGAAACUGUUUGCACUGAUGUGUUUUAAAUAAUGUUUUAGCUGGAUGAAAUAGACUCAGAUUAUACUGCAGGUGUUGUGUGAGAGUUUGUAAAUAGAUGUUUUAAUAUAGUUUUGCUGUUGUUAAAUGGGACCCCCGAUUUAAUUAAAUUAAUUGAGAACUUGAUCAGUUUUUUAAUUCUUCGUUCAUUGCGGAGGCAUGCAAGAAAAAAAAUUCUUCAAGAAUUCAACACAAUGUGAAUAUUUGGUGAAUAAUUGAUUUACAAAUGGUCAUUUUGCAGGUGACGUAUUCUUCUAACGUCCACCAUUUAUGAAAAUCUGCCGCCACGACCACUGUAAAGUAUCCUCACAGAUUUGUGAGUUUACUCCUAAGGAUGUAAUCUUAAUUUUCUGGGAUUACAGUUCCUAGAAAUGACUUUAUAAUUGUACUUUCUGUAGAUACAUUUUGUUUUUUAUGCUUAUCCAAGUAACUACUACGUUACUUUAAAAGGUAAAGUUUGAUAUUUUGGGAAGUUGUUUUGUUAGAUAAGAAGACAGAUACACUCUUUAAUGUCUGUACAGUGAAUAUGAAGCUACAGCCAGAAGAUGGUUAGAUUAUCUAAGCAUAAAGACGAAAAAAACCAAAACAAAACAGGGAAUCAGCCAACCUGGCUCUGUCCAAAAGUUACAAAAUCCACCCAGCAGCACAUUUGAAGUAAUAUAGUGUUGCAUGCAGGGUUGCAACGAGAUUUUCAUGGUAUGAUAACCAUCUCAGAAAACAUAGCGGUGUUAUGGUAUCACAGAAAUAUUGUUAUUAUCAAUUAAAGUGACCGUUAAAGGACUAAAACAGAAAGUGAAAGAAAGGUUUUAUUUAUAUAAUGGUAAUUUAAAACCAUUUAAAAAAAUUAAAAUAUGUGAAAAAACUCUCCCCUUUUAAAUCACUAAAAUAAAAAAGGGAGAAUGUGCAAUAUCCAGUUGCAUUUUUCUUCAGUACCAUAGGUAACCAAUGUAUACGGCGAGAUAACCUGCAAUAUUCAUGCCUGUUAAACCUCAAAACCGAUAUAUCACUGCAGCCCUAAUUACAUGUCAGUAAAGUAAAGGGAUUAGUAAAGGCCCAGACACACCAAACUGACAUCAGAGAGUUAGCGGCAUCAACAGUCCCCUGCUGUGCUGCCUUAUAUUUUUGUGUCCAAAGCAAAAAGUUGCAUAUGAACAAACCAAACUGGCGGUGAGAGGAAUUAUCCGUCCGUACCAGCAGGCACCGGUCGUCCUUAACUGUCAUUCCAAAAAGCAAACUAGAAGACUGAUGCUAGUCAGCCAGUUAGCACAUUAACAACGCAAUGAAAGAACAAAGAGUAUUUACUGAGUGCCAGUGAACAACAACAUAAAUGAUCAGGAAACGUUUCUGCUGAAGAGCUAAAGAAAAAUAAUAAUAACCAAAAAAAAAAAAAAACCCACUCCCUGUUCAUUUUAGUUGUUUGUUUACAUUCCUUCUGUUUCUCCUCUUGCACGCUAAGCUUAACUACAAAUCAAGAGUGUUUUCAUUCACCGACCGGCUCCACUUACGCUGAUUCGACAUGCUGAAUCUGCAGGAAAAAAAUCUGACGGAUGCUCACCGACAUCCCGACUUUGACCAACAGGCGACUGUUGGCUUGGUGUGUCAGGGCCUCAGAGACAUUUCACUGUUAAAACUGCUCUCAAUGUGUUAAAAAAAAAAAAAAAAAAAAAAAAAAGGUGGAGUGCUCCUUUAAUUUGUACGCUAGCGUUAGUUUAUUAAAGAACCCACAUACAUACAGUUUAUAUCCGUGUGUGUGUGUGUGUGCGUUUGGUCACACAUACCUCAAAUCACCACACAACACAACAGUGCCUGAGCGACGUUUUGUCAUCUUGUCUACAUGUACAGACUCACUGCCCUGCUCAUUUUAUGAUGCAGUAAUUUAUAUCUUUUUAUUGUUUCAUUAUUAACCCCAGGGGUCAUGUUUUAGGUUGUUUUUUCUUGUUUUUUAGUGUGUACAUAUGACCAUAAAUAUCAUGUUUGUUAUCAUUAUCAUGCAGUGCUUUGGAGCUUUAGUAGAUGAAGCCUUAAAUCUUCCCCUCAUGCCUCAGUGUUUCAUGUCCCAUACCGAAGUGCUACGGAUCACUGCCUUCAGCGACGGUGCUAAAAACGAUGAGGGGUGGAUGUAGAGUCGUCAGAGUGUGGCAGUGCUAUAUUAGUGUUUACUUGUCCACCAGACUAUUGUUCGUGGCGCUCUUUACCUCCCAUCCCAUUUAGAUAUCUCAGGCGUUUGAGCAACCUUCAUGUUCGUCUGUCUCUGUAGGUAAAAGGGAUCUUUGGAUGUUUAUCUACUUUAUCAAUGUUUCUCAAAAUAGAUGAUAGAAAUAUCUAUUGUGUGAUAAAAGAAGAAGUGCAUUUUAAUGUUUGCAUUGCACGAUGUUUAACCAGUCAAAAAGAAGGGAAAUGAUGACGACAGGAUGACUUUAGCUAUUUUAAAGUUGUUAAAUUUGCAGUAUUAUUUUAAGAUUGUUGCAUCCUUCGUUUCAUGUUUGCUCGUGCAAUUUAAUUAAUCUAACUGCAUAAACUGUGGAUUUAAGGGAUGUCCUCUGUCUGCUCAGUUUUGAUGCUUUUAAAACAAGAUAUAGACAAUUUUUUUAAAAACUCAAACAGAAGCUACUAUUUUGACUCUAUCCUACAAUUUCUACAGUAUGAAACUGUGUCAAAUGUUGUCAACUCCUCAAUAAAAGACAGUUUUGAAGA